GGGAGGAACGGGAGGAGCAGGAGGAGGGGAGAUGGGGAGGGUCAGCCUCAAGGGGCAGGGCGGGGCCUCUGGGAAGCAGGAAGUGACGAUCUCCCCGAGUCCCACCUCCGCCUCCACUUCCAAAGAUGUUCCUACCUUGGCUCCUUAUACCGUCUCUUAACUUCCUGUGCCCUGCGCCUCAGGCCUAGGUUAGAGCCCGGAGCCGAUUGUGGCGUGAACCUUGGCUGGCGCUGAGAUCGAAUUCUCCCUUUUACGAAGUCUCUUUGGGGCAGACCACCUCCCGCCUGUGCCUACUUGAGCCUAAUUCCUGGAUCUCCCCCCCACCCCCCAACCCGGGAGCCAUUCCUUCCCCUCCCGCCAAGUCCUGAGACUCUGGAGCUGGGCUGGGCUGGCUGGGUCCAGAAAGUACUUGGAGAUGGAGCGGAGUCAGACUGUCAGGGCAGGGGUGCGGAUUUCCUGCGGGAUACAAUAUAUCCCUGUGGCUACUCUGGUCUCUGGCAGAGGUUGGCUGUGGCCUCCUCCUUCCUCUUCGGGAUCUUCUUUCCUGCCUAGAGGGAGUGUCCAAGGGGCCAGUACAGGGUGCAGUUUUACCGCACCUUGUAAGGACCUCCUCCUGCCUCCCAGCCUCUGGGCCCCAGACCCUCAAGAUCCUGCUCCACCCCCCGCCCCCCUUGGGCAGCCUCUGCUUCAAUCACCCCAAGCAUGCUCUAUUCCAGUGUAGGGGUUAAAAUUAGGAGCUGGACAAAGAUAGGAGAGAAGUUUAACAAGGCUUUGUUUUAAUGGAGAAAAAAUAGAAAGACAGAAGAGAUUUAAGGAUCUAUUUUAGUGCUACCUAAAACCUACUUAAAACUUUUUAUAUCAACCUAUAAACCACCUAAAAGCUACCCUUUGAAAGAGUCUCACUAAUGCCUCUUCAGCCUCACUAACUAGGCCCGAACUACACUAUUAAUCUCUCUCUAUUUUAACUCACUCAACAAACAAAGGACAGCUGCCCCAAUUCACACUCUCCUUCCAUGGGAUUCUCCAGCAGCCAAACUGUCCUCAUCCAGAGCCAGCAGAAGCACCUGCUCUCAGGAAAGGGAGCCUGGAGUGCCAGGGAUGGCCUUGGAGAGGGACAGACUACCAGUCCAGGAAGAAGACAACAAUCAUGUCAAUUUCAUUAAUAAGGGAUGUUGUUGAGAGAAGUCAUGCAAAGGAGGCUAAGUGGGCAAUUCCAUCCUACCAAAGAGCCACUUUGUGACAUCUUGGCUUUCAUGAGUGACCUUGUCAAGACGUCUUGGCCUGAUAGCUCCCAGCAGGAGGCCGUGACGUUCAAGGAUGUGGCUGUGGACUUGACCUGGGAGGAGUGGUGCCUCUUGUCCUCUCCCCAGAAGGAGCUGUACAAGGAGGUGAUGCUGGAAAAUGCCCGGAAUCUGCUCUCUUUGGGUGUUCCAACUCCCCAAGAAGAUGUUCUCUCUCAUUUGGAGCAGAGGGAAGCCCUAUGUAUGGUUGAGCAAGAAGGCCUGAGGAGCUGCUGCCCAGAAGGAGAGAUAAGACCCAAAAUGAAGGUGAAUCCAACAGAUGUGAGUCUUCCUGUAGAAAAAAUGGACCUACAAAGAUUCAUGAGUGAUGAUCCCGAUAACAUUGCUUUCAGAGAAUUCUGUGUUGUAUCUCAAAAUUCAACUUAUAUUGAAUAUCAAAGAAUACACACUAAGGAAAAAUCUAGUGAAAGUAAUCAGUGCAGAAAGCCUUUUAUGCAAAGGACCAAUCUUGCUGGAUAUCAGAGCAUCCACACUGGGGAGAGACCUUAUGAAUCCACACAAUGUGAAAAGAUAUUCAAUCAGAGCACUUCCAGUCUUCCUCUACAUCAGAGAGUCCACACUGGCAAAAAUCUUUUUGAAUGCAAGGAAUGUGGAAAGUCAUUCAGUCGGAGAUCCCAUCUUGCUAUACAUCAGAGAAUCCAUACUGGGGAGAAACCUUAUGCAUGCAAUGAAUGUGAAAAGACAUUCACAAAUAGCUCCAGUCUUUCUGUACAUCAGAGAGUCCACACUGGGGAGAAACCUUAUAAAUGCAAGCAAUGUGGAAAGGCAUUCAGUCAGAAGUCCCAUCUUGUUAUACAUCAGAGAAUCCACACUGGAGAGAAACCUUAUGAAUGCAAGCAAUGUGGAAAGGCUUUCAGAAGGAGCUUCGAACUUGCUGUACAUCAGAGAGUCCACACUGGGGAGAAACCUUUUGAAUGCAAUCAAUGUCAAAAGAUUUUUAGACAGGGCUAUGAACUUGCUGUACAUCAGAGAAUUCACACUGGCGAAAAACCUUAUGAGUGCAAGGAAUGUGGAAAUGCAUUCAGUCGGAGUUCCAAACUUGCUGUACAUCAGAGACUCCACACUGGGGAGAAACCUUAUGAAUGCAAUGAGUGUGGAAAGACAUUCACAAAUUGCUCCAGUCUUGCUGUACAUCAGAGAGUCCACACUGGGGAGAAACCUUAUGAAUGCAAGCAAUGUGGAAAGACAUUCAAUUGGACCAGCAAACUUGUUGUACAUCAGAGAAUCCACACUGGGGAGAAACCUUAUGAAUGCAAGGAAUGUGGAAAGACAUUCACAAAUAGCUCCAGUCUUGCUGUACAUCAGAGAAUCCACACUAGCAAAAGACCUUAUGAUUGCAAGCAAUGUGGAAAGGCAUUCAGUCGGAGAUCCCAUCUUGCUUUGCAUCAGAGAAUCCACACUGGGGAGAAACCUUAUAAAUGCAAACAAUGUGGAAAGUCAUUUAGUCAUAAAUCCCAUCUUGCUGUGCAUCAGAGAAUCCACACUGGGGAGAAACCUUAUGAAUGCAAUCAGUGUGGAAAGACAUUCACAGAUAGCUCCAGUCUCGCUGUGCAUCAGAGAGUCCACACUGGGGAGAAACCUUUUGAAUGCAAGCAAUGUGGAAAGAUGUUCAGACAGAGCUCAGAACUUACUGUACAUCAGAGAGUCCACACUGGGGAGAAACCUUUUGAAUGCAAACAAUGUGGAAAGGCAUUUAGUCAGAAAUCUCAUCUUGCUACACAUCAAAGGAUCCACACUGGGGAGAAACCUUUUGAAUGCAAGCAAUGUGGGAAGACAUUCACAUAUCAUUCCAGUCUUGUCCUACAUCAGAGAGUCCAUACUGGAGAGAAACCUUUUGAAUGCAAGCAAUGUGGAAAGACGUUCAGACAGAGCUCCCAUCUUGCUGUACAUCAGAGAAUCCACACUGGGGAGAAACCUUAUGAAUGCAAACAAUGUGGGAAGACUUUCAGACAGAGCUUUGAACUUGUUCUGCAUCAGAGAAUUCACACUGGGGAGAAACCUUAUGAAUUGAAUCAGUGUGGAAAGAUAUUCACAAAUAGUUCCAGUCUUGCUGUACAUCAGAGAGUUCACACUGGGGAGAAACCUCAUGAAUGCAAGCAAUGUGGAUAGAUGUUCAGACAGAGCUCCCAUCUUGCUGUACAUCAUAUAGUCCACAUUGGUGAGAAACCUUAAUGCAAGCAGUGUGGAAAUGCAUUCAGAGCUUUGAACUUGCUCUAUAUCAGAGAGUCCACACUGGGGAGAAAUCUUAUGAAUGUAAGCAAUGUGAAAAACCUUCCAGACAGAACUUUGAACUUGCUGUACAUCAGAGAAUCCACACUGGGUAGAAAAGUUAAGAAUACAAGCUAUGUAGGAAAAUGUUCUUAUGCAGCUACAGUCUUGCAGCUGGCAUGAGUCUGAACUUGUUUCAGAGGUGAAUAUUGAGGGAUGGAAACCAUUGAGUGCAAAUAGGAUGGUAGGUGGAAAAAAGCAGAAAUAUUCAAAAUCAUGAGAUGAGGGCAGAGUGAUGUCUCCUGCACUUCCCCCUGGACUGCUCCCCUGGCCAGCCCAGACAAAGUAGAAAGCCACUGUUGCUUCCUGAGAUGAGAUUUGUGAGUUAGUGGGCAAGAAAUGGUUUUGAUAAACUGAAGCAAGAGCAGAUAUUAAACCUCAUCUCUUUCAGUUUUGUUGCUGGCUGGACUUCCCUGUGAGUAUGGCUUGAGCGCCCUAAUGGCAACCACAGAAUAGCAAGCUAAUUGGAACAGUGAGAAAUUUAUAUCUAUUUUUCCAUCUCUUCCCCCUACUAACUUACAAUAAAUAAAAUUAAUUUAGGGCCAGUCUCAUAAUUAUUUAUCAUACUUUUCAUCACAGAAACCACCGACAUUCACCCUUAGCUCUCAGUUUUCUCAAAAUCAGACAAUUCUCUCUACUAUGUCAUAAGCUCUCCUAAGAUUAGGUCCAAAUGGACAUAUGAUUUAGACAUAAAGUGUAAUCCCAUAAACAAAUUAAGGGAGUAUAGGAUAGUUUAACUUUCAGAUCAAUUUAUUCAUAAUGGAAGAAUUUGUGACUAAGAAAUAUAUAACAUUAAAAGCUGUAAAAUAGGUAAUUUUUAUUAUAUUAAGUUCAAAACUGUACAAACGAAACUAAUGCAACCAAGAAAGGAAAAAUGUAUAGAAAAAAUUUUUUUUGCUGUAUAGAAAUCAUUUGUAAUUAGCAUCAUUUCCUAUAUAAGGUUUUCCCAAAAAUUCCUACAAAGUAAAAAUUAAAAGGUAACAAAUGAUAUUGUAGACUUCAAAAAUGAAAUAAAAUUAUUGACAUUC
This is a messenger RNA of Monodelphis domestica (gray short-tailed opossum), 4597 nucleotides long. Lineage: Eukaryota; Metazoa; Chordata; Mammalia; Didelphimorphia; Didelphidae. The record is from RefSeq and is a predicted model, not a curated record.